Molecule: messenger RNA, 4524 nt
Organism: Clupea harengus (Atlantic herring)
Lineage: Eukaryota; Metazoa; Chordata; Actinopteri; Clupeiformes; Clupeidae
Gene: prozb
Product: protein Z, vitamin K-dependent plasma glycoprotein b
Biological process (GO): proteolysis
Cellular component (GO): extracellular region
Molecular function (GO): calcium ion binding; serine-type endopeptidase activity
Source: RefSeq, a predicted model, not a curated record
UUUUUUAUCACAACAGCCCAGACAACGAACAUCUUGUUUAUGUCUCUUUCCAAAACUCCCCAAUGAAUUGAUUUAGAAGACAAAUGACUUUUAUUUCUAGACGAUGAAGCUAUAAUGCAAGGUAAGGGCCUAGGGAUGUAUAGAUCAUGUAACAUAAUAUAGUGAUCAGUUCAUGUAAAGAUUGACAGACUCUUUUAAUAGGGGUGAGAGAGGCAGAGAGGGGGAAGAGUAGACUGGUGCAAGACUGGUGAACAUCAGCGGGUCCUGAAGACAACCUGUGUGGAGGAUGAAAAGCGUGGGUAUCGCAAUGGGAUCUCCGAGGUGGAACUUCUUAUUCUGCUGCUUUGUGUUGAGCAACUUGCAACCAACAAGAGCAAACAAGCCUGUGUUUCAGGCGCAGUUUCAAGCAGCCAUCUUCUUACGUUCAAGGCGGGCCAAUUCAUGGCUUCCUUUUGAGGAGAUCCACCAGGGGAACCUGGAGAAAGAGUGCUAUGAGGAGAGGUGCAACAAAGAGGAGGCCAGGGAGUACUUUGAGAAUGAUCUAAAAACAGAAGCCUUCUGGACAGUAUACUAUGGCACAAGACACCUUGAGAAAGCUGUCCAGGGUCCCAGACCGACCUCCUCCAUACAUGGGGAUCAGUGUUCGCCCAACCCUUGUCAAAAUGGAGGAACCUGUGUAGACAGAAUAGGGGGGUAUACCUGCCGCUGCACGGAGCUUUACGUGGGCCCCAGCUGUGAGAGGGAUAUCUCUCAGUGCCCAGCUAAUGGCCCCCAUGCCUGUGAACACUUCUGCAGUCCCACGUAUGGAGCCUACACCUGUCAUUGUGCUCAGGGAUACACACUGCAUCCAGAUCGGAAGAGAUGCGUACCUCAUGUGAAACAUCCUUGCGGAAGAAUCCCCCAUUCCACAAGCAGACACAAAGUGCCGAAUCACAGACGCUCUGGUGAUGAGAUCUGUCCGCAGGGGCACUGCCCUUGGCAAGUGACUCUGGUGUCCAGGAGUGGAGAGCCUGUGUGUAAUGGUGUGAUCCUGGGGCCACGUGCGGUGCUUACCACAGCAACCUGCAUGAGUUCCAACACAGACAUCACACACGUCCAUAUUGGACACCUCUCCCCUCGCUCUAGAGGCAUCAGGCUGCCACUGGAGGCUGUCCCCACUACUCACAGUCGCUACAAGCUUGGUCACCAAGGACACGACCUUUGCUUCCUGCAACUGAACUCCUCAAUACCACUAGGAGUGUCUGCCAUACCCCUGUGCCUUCCAGAGAAGGACUUCAGUGAGAACAUCCUGAUGCAAGACGACCAGGAGGGGCUGAUCUCGUCAGGGCGUGUCCGGCACUCUUACGUCUCAUUGCAUGACUGCCGUAACCACCUGAACCUCAGCUUUACCUUGAGCAAUAAGAUGUUCUGCAUGAAAGAGAGUAACCUGGGAACAGAACACAAGGAGGAAGGACAAGAACAUCCCCCAAGGGAGGGGCAAAAGCUCCACACAGUGCAGGCAGGGAGGUCAAGUCAGAUCACUCCAAAGAACAGACUAAGGCCUAGGACACAACGGCCUGUGUGGGUGACUGAAGGGGAUUUAAUAGAGUAUACAGAGGACGUACUACUUUUAUCAGAAGUUCAGAAGUCCACUGCACAGAUUGAGACACCCACUGAACAGACGUCUGGGGCGAGUCCCACUGAACAGACGUCUGGGGCGAGUCCUACUGAACAGACGUCUGGGGCGAGUCCUACUGAACAGACGUCUGGGGCGAGUCCUACUGAACAGACGUCUGGGGCGAGUCCUACUGAACAGACGUCUGGGGCGAGUCCUACUGAACACACGUCUGGGGCGAGUCCUACUGAACAGACGUCUGGGGCGAGUCAGACGUCUGGGGCGAGUCCUGAUGAACAGACGUCUCAGGCGAGUCCUACGCAAAAGGGGACAUUAGAACCCACAGUGGGAUAUGUUGAUUCCACAAAGAUGGAAAAGUCUCCUCCCACAGUUAAAGGAAGAGGUGACUGUGGGCUCCUCCCUGGGACUCCUGUGGCCAGUGUGAAAGGCAAAACUGCGUUUGUGACCGGACUCAUGCUGUCCCACGACUGCAGCCAGGGGCUGGUCUUCACCAAGCUCUCACGCUUCCUGCCCUGGCUAGAGUCCCUGCUUGAACUGAAGAAAGCCUGACCCCAAGCGCUGGUGAAAUAAACACCCUCAUGAUUCCCCCUAUGUUCAUUGUAUUGUUGAGUAUAGUAUAGUCUGUAUUGACAUUUGGGUUUUUAAGUCUUCUGUAUGUACAUGACUACUUAUAUGUGCACACUCAUAUGUGGCCGUGAUUGCCUUCACCUCCAGUUGAACUCUUUCUUUCUCUGAAACAAAUCACAUUUUCAUGAAAUGGAUGUUUCAACAUAAAAAUGUGUCAAUACACACACGACAGAAUACAAAUUCUUGGUCAUUUUGACAGGCAUUUCUGUUUAACAGUACCAUAAUUCUGUUGAGGCUAAAAAUGUUGAUUGAAUCUAAAUUGGAAACACUUUAGAAAAUGUGUCAUUUACACAAAUAGGUAACAUCACACAACAUGAUUUGACCUACCGUACACCCUUUGCAAUUGCUCUAAGUGUAAUAGCCUCAUUCAAGGGCAGCAUGAGGAAGUGUGAGAGGUCACGUACACAGUGACCCACCAUUGUUUUGCUGACCCCAGAGACGUCUUGCAUGACUGUAGUUGGUGCAGAUUGCCAAAGGGUACAUAGCAACAGUGAUGGGCUUUCAAAUCGCCUACGUGUACAUACAGUUAUGUGCAAAAGAAUAGCAGUCUCACAUCACUAAUGUGUUUAAGUACUGAUUUUGGCAGAAAUUAUGAUACAACAUGGGAACUAAAUCAUGACUAGGUGCAGCAGAGCAAUGGCCAAACAACAGACUUAACAGACAUGACAUGCAUGCUGCUGAUUCGGGGUAAUUGACUAAUUUAAUGAAAGGUGUUCAAAUGGGUGUGUUCAAAUUAAUAGCAGUGUGGAGUUCAAUUAGGGAGGUCAAUCAGUCGGUGAAGAAAUGGUGUCAAUAAUGGCCCUUAUUUAAGGAAGGAAGGCAGCAGGGGUUGUACCUGCUGCUUUUAGCCCUUGUCCAGUGGUAAAAUGGGUUGGUCUAGACAUUGCACUGAAGAGAAGAGAACUCUUAUAAAAAAGUUGAUUGGAGAGGGGAAAACUUAUAAAGAAGUGGAGAAAAUAAUUGGCUGCUCAGCUAAAAUGAUCUCCAAUGCUUUAAAAUGGCAAAGAAAACCAGAAAAACGUGGGAGAAAAAGGAAUACCACCAUCCGCGUAGAUCGUAAAAUAACAAGAAUGGCAAAGAAACAACCAAUGAUCAGCUCCAGAGAGAUCAAAGAAGAUCUUCAUUUGCCUGUGAGUACUUCAACGAUCAGAAGACGCCUAUGUGAAGCCAAACUAUUUGCAAGAAACCCUCGUAAAGGACCACUGCUGAAAAAAAGACAUGUAUUGAAAAGGUUACAGUUUGCCAAAGAACACAUUGACUGGCCGAAAGAGAAGUGGCGCAAUGUUCUAUGGACAGAUGAGAGCAAGAUUGUUCUUAUUGGGUCUAAAGGCCGCAGACAGUUUGUGAGACGACCCCCAAACACUGAAUACAAGCCACAGUACACUGUGAAGACUGUAAAACAUGGAGGUGCGAGCAUAAUGGUUUGGGGAUGUUUCUCAUACUUUGGAGUGGGGCCCAUUUAUCGCAUAACAGGCACCAUGGACCAGUUUCAGUACGUUUAAAUACUGGAAGAGGUCAUGUUGCCUUAUGCUGAGGAAGAAAUGCCCUUAAAAUGGGUGUUUCAGCAGGACAACGACCCCAAACACACCAGCAAGCGGGCAACAUCCUGGUUCCAGACCAACAAAAUUGAUGUGAUGAAGUGGCCAGCCCAAUCCCCGGACCUCAAUCCGAUUGAGAAUUUGUGGAGUGACCUGAAGAAUGCAGUUUUUGAUGCAAAACCCAAGAAUGCAGAAGAUCUGUGGAGUGUAGUCCAGUCAGCUUGGGCUGCAAUUUCUGUUAGCAGGUGUCAAAUGUUAGUUGACUCUAUGCCAAACAGAUGUAAAGCAGUGAUAAAAAAUAAUGGUUACACAACUAAAUAUUAGUUCAGUGCUUAAAGUAGGGGCUAAAUCUUCAUUUAAUUUUAAAGUUUAUACUGUAAAUAUUCCAGUUCGUAAAUGAAAAUGCAGAUACUGCUAUUUUUUUGAACAGCCGAAUAAUCUUUUUCUUUAUUUUCAGUUUAAAAAAAAAAAAAGUUCAUUUUUUCAUGUGGAAUUGAAUGUGUGCUGCUCCUAGUGCCUUUGUAUGUAUUGAAAUAAAUGCUAUUAGGAACAUGGAACUUUUUCUUUGUUGUUUUAAACACACUGCUAUUAUUUUGCACAUAACUGUAGCUACAGUGAUGGGCUACAGGAUGGAAAUGGUAGUUGUCCGUCAUCUGCUACUUGUGCAACAAAAUGCCCAAUAUGUCUGUGUAGCAUUUGGAAUGUCAACUAAGAUGUCUUGAAACAUAAAUUCUGUGUGAAGUA